Molecule: messenger RNA, 6774 nt
Organism: Canariomyces notabilis
Lineage: Eukaryota; Fungi; Ascomycota; Sordariomycetes; Sordariales; Chaetomiaceae
Exons: 3
Coding region: 372-6323 (1983 amino acids)
Biological process (GO): autophagy; Golgi organization; COPII vesicle coat assembly
Cellular component (GO): ER to Golgi transport vesicle membrane; endoplasmic reticulum exit site
Source: RefSeq, a predicted model, not a curated record
CACUGUGCUAUUCCCUACCAGCAACCACUCGUGAUAACACUAGCCUUGUUAACGCUGCCGGUUACAGCUCUCGGACGUUGCAGUAAGGACAGCGUUUCCCUUUUGUCGACUGCGACAGGCAGCGCCUCUUCAAGCCCCGAAAGGCCUGUCAUCCUCAGCGAGUCUUUGCCAACUUUCCAGAUUGACACUUUCCGAACUGCACUGGAAAACCUUUCUGUCCAGAGUCUCACAUCCUCCAACUUUGAGCAAAGAUGAAUCGCUGCUAGACGUUUCUUCAUAGCCUACCUGUGUUUGUAUAAUACUUCUAUUCCUUUCUCGCGCGCCGCGGACACAGCCGCUGGAGAUUCUUCGCGUCGCCUAAUUAGUUCACCAUGUUGUCCGAUGUGCCGAACGCAUCAUGGCAUCCUGCGCUGAUGCCGAAUUCGACUGCCGACCUCACGCCACAAGCCACGACGUCCAGUCCCGCGCAGCAUAGAGUCGAAGAAGACCGAGUAUUACCAGCAACGAAUACCGAGCAGACACAGGACGACCAGCACGAAAGGUUGGGGUCCGAGUCCUGGCUUCCAGAUGCCGGUGCCAACGGCAAUUGGAUGGAGGGCGGCGCAGAAAAUGCGCCUGCCGCAGUACCCGAAGAACCUGAGUCAAGUACGGUCGCUAGGCACUCAGCAAGAAUGUCGUUCGCGCGGACCGUGUCCCACGAAGUGAAUUGGAACGAUGACGACGACGUUGACUGGGACCUUCCGCAAACCGGCACCGAUCCGUCCAAGUUCCUCCCAGACACCGGCCGGACGAACUCUUUCCCACCCGCCCCUCCCCUGCAGCAAGAGCCCUCACACGAGCUAGAGCAGCCCCUUCCUGCCAACCAAACCGAGGAAUUGCUUCGUGAAAUUGAGCAGGAAGAGAAUGAAGAGAGCAUGGCAUUUCCUGAUGGUACCUCCGGGAGUAUUUCAGCUAACGCCAGCGGAUAUCCUGACGGACAAGUCACAGGGGACAAUUCCGACUCUCACAGAUACGCUGACGGUGGUUUUAAUGGAACCCGUGAUGAUGCCCAGCAGGCUCGCUAUGAAGAAGGGGUCCCAUUGAUGUCGUCGACAGACAACGCUGCCGCCCAAGUGAGCUCGGGCGACGGCGGCCACGACCUGUUUGGGGACGCAACAGCCGGUGAAGAUGAUGAUUUUUUUGGCAAUGUCCGAGGUAACCCUGCUAACGAGGAGGAUAACUUCCAACCACCCCCGUUUGAAAGGAAAUCCACCAUGGAUGUGUUGAAUGGUCUGAAUAUGGGCCCGGCUGGCUCUGGAUUUGUUCCCUUGGAGGGUACUGCUGAGGAGACAGAGACUGAAGGAGGCGUGGACCAGCCGCAUGGAAUCCAACACCUGCAGACCGAGACUACCCAGCCCACUGAGACCGCCGAAAACGCGCAGUCAGCAGCAGAUGGGGAGAAUCUGGAUGAGAAGUGGAAGGCAAUGUUUGCUGAUGCCGACGACGAGGAUUUUCUCCCGGAUGAGGAAUCUGAACCGAAAGAGGUAGACCCGACUGCGUUUCUCGGUAGUGACGAUGAAGGCCUACUAGAUGAAUCCGAGGUUGAACAGACCGACGCAACGGAUCCCCUUGUAACCUCUGGGUCGCAGACGGUCCCAAGCAUACCGGCAGUCAACCAGCAGUAUUUUCCCGCCACGACGCCUAGCGUGCCUACUCCCUCCACGAAUCCUUACCUUCCUGCCGCAUCACCGAUGACAGCUGCAACCGCAAACCUGAACCCCUAUCUACCAGCAAGCGGGCCGAUCGCGCCGGUACAACCUCCCGUCCCAUCGCCUUUCACAGCGUCGUCGGCCGCACCCUUGGCGCCCGCGCAGCCUGUAUAUGGCAGGCCUCCUCUGCCUCAGGAGAAGAACAAGGCCCAGAGUUUCGCAGAUAAGUCUAAGGGAGGCUACACAUCACCGUACGAUCUCCCUAUGGAGGUCGUCAAACCUAAGAAGCGUGCAAGCACGCAGCCGCUCAGGAACACGUCUGCGCCUAUCCCAUCUUCUUCGGCCAUGCCACCACCACCUCGAAGUGCAAGCUCGCAAUCCCAUCCUCCACCACCAAGCAGCGGCCCGCAUCCUCCACCUCCAAACAGCGCACCAAUUCCUGGUAUGCCGCGGCCGGGGCCCAGUCACUCGACACAAGCAGCCACGGCCGUACGCAAACCAGCCCAUGAGAGCUUCUUUGAAGAGCUUCCUGUGACCACAAAGGCCCGGCCCGCAUCUAGGUCAAGCCAUAAAAGCCAGCCUUCCCCAACGCAAACGAGCGCUUACGCACCGCCGCCCCAUUCAGCGCCUUUCAUUCCUCCCGCGGGACCGCCAACUCGAAGCGAGCCCGAACCAGAUAUCCCCAACUUGGUUGCCCCACCGCGUGUCAAUCCCUAUGCUUCGCUGACUAACCCUACGGUCCCGUCUGCGGUGCCCCCUACAACCUCGACGCGUUAUUCCCCUGCACCUGCUAGCGUUCCUCAUGCGAAUGCGCCUGUUCCAGCCCCUGCUUCGAACCGGUAUUCUCCUGCACCGUCAGUUUCCCGGCAGCCCAGCAGCAGCUAUGGACCAGCUGCCGCUGUCCCUGGUCCCCCCCUCUUGCCUCAUAUGCCGCGCACCUCUAGCCCCUUGGCUCACUUCGAGAUAUCGCAUGAGAAAUCCCGAGCCCCCGCGCCGGCGCAUACCGCAGAAGGCAGUUUGCCAGAGCGACGGAGCAGCAGCUCUCUAUACGAUUCACGCCUUCAUAAAGUUCCGGCUCUCCCUCCGACUAGGGAGGUUGAGGAGGAGGAAGUACCUUCCCAAACGCAGUCAUCACCCGGGCAAGCGCAAUCUUUCCAGCCCACCUCACCGCCCGAUUCGAGAUAUGCACCGUUGCCGCAGAAGGCGAGGCAGACGCCUCCGCCACGGCCACUGCCCCCUUCCACGCAGACCUUGUUGUCACCUCCCAAACGGACCAUGUCUAGUCACAGUCCACUAGCGUCCUCGUACGAGUUUGCCCUACCACCUCGCUCUCAGACCCAGUCUCCCGGGACAUUGUAUGGCAAUCGGACUGCGAAGCCCGCUGAUCCAGUCCCUCGUCCAUCAUCAGCCAAUGCCCCAACGUCUCCACGAACUUCAGGGCAUGCUACAGCUGCGAUUCCACCUGCCCCCGCACCAUUCGCACCCACCACGGGCUCCUCGCGGUCUAGGGGGUUUUCUUUGAACCUCAAUGUAAUUCCUCCCACGGAUGGCCGAGAACUAGAUCCGCUUCAGAGGUGGCGAGGCGCACCCCUCGUCUCUUGGGGUGUCGGGGGCACUUUUAUUACCAUGUUCCCGAAGGAAGUGCCUCGGUAUGGCAUGAAUGAAAGCACCCCUUCUGUGGUUCGCAGCCCUGGAGAGGUCAAAGUCCAGAAUAUCAAGGAUAUCACCCCUCUCGAGGAGCGUCUCGCAAAGUUUCCAGGACCUCUCAAAGGCAAGUCCAAAAAGAAGGAGACCAUUGCCUGGUUAACAACGGGCAUUGAGAGUUUGGAGCGAGGUCUGCCAAAGAGCCUUUUUAUCCACCCUCAGCUGUCUCAUGACGAUAAGCGGGCAGUAGAGAGAGUCCUUCUGUGGAAGAUACUCCGACUCUUCGUUGAGUCAGAUGGGGUCCUCGAAGGAAAUCCGACCGUCGAAAAGGCCGUACGGGAUAUCCUGACGCCGGGGCUUGAGACAUCGGAGAACACGUCACCAUAUUCGAAUGGUGUGACUGGCCUUGGGCUAAGCAAUUCGUUAGCAAGUGCCGCACCCGAUGCGGUCAACUCUUCCACAGUCGAGCAGAUCCGCCGACAUCUCCUGGCCGGUGAGUGCGAAAAGGCAAUCUGGGCUGCGGUCGACCAACGCCUAUGGGGUCACGCUCUCUUGCUUGCCAAUGCUCUCGCGCCCGCUCUCUACAAGCAGGUUACCCAGGAAUUUGUGAAAAAGGAGGUCAACCUCCCUGGCUACAGCAAUGAGCCACUUGCUACACUGUACGAAGUCCUUUCCGGAAACCAUGAGGAGAGCGUCGAUGAGCUAGUGCCAGUUCAUGCCCGUGCCGGUCUUCAGCUCAUCGCCAAAGAUCCGGUAUCAGGACCCUCGAAGGAUGGCCUCGAAGGCCUUGACAAAUGGCGCGAGACUCUCAGUCUCAUUCUCAGCAACAGGAGCGCAGACGAUGCCCGAGCGAUAAGCUCACUUGGUGUCCUGCUCUCUGGUUAUGGUAGAGCAGAGGCGGCCCAUAUCUGCUUCAUGUUCGCUCGCAGCCACAGCGUAUUCGGCGGCCUGGAUGAUCCGGCAUCCAAUUUUGUUCUCGUCGGGUCAGACCAUCAGAGACAAGCUGAGCAGUUUGCCAAGGAGAUUGAGCCUCUCUUGCUGAGUGAGGUGUAUGAAUAUGGCCAGAGCCUGGCCGGUGGCUCCAACGUGCCGGUCACAAACCCGCACUUGGCUGCAUAUAAGCUGCAACAUGCUUUUGCUCUGGCCGAGUACGGUUUCAGGGACAAGGCUCUGCAGUACUGUGAUGCGAUUGCCGCAGCGAUCACAUCGCAGACAAAGAGGUCUCCGUACCAUCACCCUAUCCUCGAGAAUGCAGUUGAAGAUCUCAUGAAACGGUUGAAGCAAGCUCCGAAGGAGGAAUCCAACUCCUGGAUCCCCAAGCCAAACAUGAACAAGGUCUCGGAUAGCGUAUGGAGUCGCUUCAACAAGUUUGUUGCUGGAGACGACAAUGACAGCUCGGGCCAAGGAUCCCCAGCCGACGGAGAAACUGGUCCAUUCGCCCGAGUGGCAGGAGGCACACCGACCAUCAGCCGGUCGCCCUCCGUCAACAAUCUGGAGACAUUCGGUGCUGCAGUUCCGAGCUACGGCAUGCCGUCCCACCUGCCCAAUCUUCCUGCGGCGACUUCGGCGCCGCCUACAAGGGCUGCGUCUCGCUAUGCGCCUGCGGCACCUCAACCGGCAGGAACUAGCAGCAAGUCCUAUAGCUCAACUUCCGCGUAUGCGCCUCGGUCAUCGAUGGAGCGGACAUCUAGUGAGAUGAACAGGAGCUCCUUCGAGUUACCUAGGAGGUCCCUCGAACUGAAGUCUGGGAAUUCUGGCGUUUACAGUCCGGUCAGGAGCGGUUCCCCAGCCGCUAUGUAUACGCCUUACAGUGCCGAAUUCAGUUCUCCCCAAGGGUUGCCGUACCACCCGCUUUCCCAGUCGACGCCGCCUCAAACAUCUGCCCGUCAGCACUCUGUUAGCUAUCCCGACGCUUCUACUAACGGAGUCCCUGCCGAUUCCAGCUUGCCUACCCCGCCUUCUAGUAGCCAGGCAUCCCGGGCACAGGACCAAGCCCCUGGUACUCUCGGCUAUCAACCCACUUCGUAUGGAUAUGAGCCUCCUUCGUUCAAUCCUCACGAAGCCCCUGUAGAGGACAAGAAUGAAAAUUCAAACGAGGGUAUAGACGGCAACUCGUAUGAACCCCCUUCGUACCAGCCAUACAGCUAUGAACCGCCAUCGUAUGAGCCGGAGCCUCAAGCCGACAACGGAAAUGAUUCUGGCGAAGAAUCAAAGCCGAAGCCUAAAAAGAAGGGAAUCAUGUAUGACGAUGAGGACGACUUUCCCGCACCGAAGCCCGCCGAGAAGACCAAGGAAGAAAAGGACCGUGAGAACGCCGAGUUGUUCCGCAAGGCUGCAGAGGAGGAUGCCAAACGCGCUGCUGAAGCGGCAAAGCAAACCAAGAAGGGGUGGGGUUUCACCAGCUGGUUCGGAGUUGGGGCGAAGAAAGACACUUCGCAAGAAUCUAGCCCAAACAAGCCUAUCCGCGCCAAGCUGGGCGAGGCCAACUCGUUCUACUAUGACCCCGAACUCAAGCGCUGGGUUAACAAGAACGCCAGCCCUGAGGACAACGCCAAGAUAGCGACUCCUCCUCCGCCAAAGGCAGCGCCCCGCUCCAGCAGCUCCAGCCCGGCGCCACCGCGCUCCCCAGCCUUGUCGCCGUCGGGCGGCAAUGAAACAGGCCGCGCCAGCGCCCCUCCAGCCGGACCGCCGCGCUCAACGUCUGCGACACUCAGCCCGCCGCCGUCGGGUGGGCUCGCUUCAUCAUCACUGGACUCCGGCCUCGCUGCUGGCGGUGGUGCACCUCCGCCCGGGUCUGCGGGAAUGUUGCGCUCGGUGUCAAAUACCAGCAGCGCAAGCGCGCCGCCGUUGUCGGCGCCGAACAGGCCGCCUACCAGCCUGAGCAACUCGAGUAGUAUCGACGAUUUGCUUGGUGCGGCAGGACCCAGGAGACCCGGGGCGGCCAAGAAGCCCAGGAAGAGCGCGCGCUACGUGGAUGUCAUGACUAAAUAGUAGGAUUGAUGCGCGGUGGCAGCAUGUGCGAAUCCUGCUGCUUGAAGUGAAUAAGGGGCACGAAAUAAAAGAAAAACGAAAAAGAAAAAACACCAAAUACAGCGGUUGCUGGCGUUGGAGGGGACUGGGAUGAAGAGACUUGUAAAAUGUAGAGUACACACUUACCUUGUUGUAAUAAUUCGCCUGCCAGAUUUUCUCACUCAGGCUGAGAUGGGGAGUUAGGUUAUGGAGAUGGACCAGUCAAGUGCUGGAAACUGGACUCUGUAUAACGGCACUCAACGAUACAUCAUGGAGAUGAGCAUGGGAUAUGCGAUAGGAUUACCGAGUAGGAUAGCAGGCAAUCAACGGGUUCGAUUAUUGUUCCAUCUGGUUUUGCGAGAGCAAGGGAAGGUGGGCUGUCAAGUAUGCAGGAUGGCCACGCGAUAAAGGUUGUAGACACCUAUGACUUGAG